GUUGCAGGACGAAGCCUCUCUCUCCGCCACCGCGCCGCCGCCUGCCGUUGCUGCUGGCGCUCGCGGGGAGCAAGCGCAGGACGGAGAGGACCGCCGCCAGCAGGACGCUGCCGGGGAGGCGCCCCACCGCUGUGCGACCUGCGGGGCGGCCUUCAGGAGGGCGGUCCUCCUCCGGGCACACAUGCGGACUCAUGCCGCCGAUCAACUGGACAGCGGUGAACACUGUGGCGACAGUUCAGCGGAUGGUACUGGCCAUCGUAUGCACGCUACUCACACAGCCGCCGCCGAGCCGCCGCCUGCUGCCGCUGCUGGUGUUCGGGGGGAGCAAGCGCAGGACGGAGAGGACCACGGACAGCAGGACGCUGCCGGGGAGGCGCACCACCGCUGUGCGACCUGCGGGGCGGCCUUCAGGAGGGCGGCCCUCCUCCGGGCCCACGUGCGGACGCAUGCUACUGAUAAACUGGACGGCGGUGAACCCUGCGGCGACAGUUCAGCGGGAAGUGCUGACCUCCGAAAAGACGUGAGGACCCACACAGGUGAUAUACCUCACAACUGUCAGACGUGUGGAAAACGUUUUUCUCACCUUGGGCACCUUCGUGAACACAUUAGGACGCACACAGGUGAGAAACCUUACAAAUGCCAGACUUGCGGCAAAGGUUUUGCUCAGAGUACCGCACUCCACAAACACAUCAGGACGCUCACCGGUGAGAAACCGUACAAAUGCCAGACUUGCGGCAAGAGUUUCACUCAAAAACAACAAGUCGGUGUGCACAUGAGGUCUCACACAGGUGAUAGACCCUACAGCUGCCAGACUUGCGGCAAAAGAUUCACUCGAAAAUACAUUCUAGGCGAACACAUCAGGACUCACACUGGUGAGAUACCCUACAAAUGCACAACCUGACAUGAGAUUCAGGUGAAGUUCAAACCUUCAUGUCCACAUAAGCACUCACACAGGUGAGAGACCGCACAAAUGCCAAACUUGUGGCAAAGGAUUUACUCGGAGCUCCGUACU
Messenger RNA from Frankliniella occidentalis (western flower thrips), 1012 nucleotides. RefSeq names its product zinc finger protein 37-like. The coding region runs from base 182 to 901 and encodes 239 amino acids. Gene Ontology annotation, biological process: regulation of transcription by RNA polymerase II. Gene Ontology annotation, molecular function: DNA-binding transcription factor activity; RNA polymerase II cis-regulatory region sequence-specific DNA binding. Lineage: Eukaryota; Metazoa; Arthropoda; Insecta; Thysanoptera; Thripidae. The transcript is spliced from 3 exons. The record is from RefSeq and is a predicted model, not a curated record.